AAUGAGUAUGUAACUCACUCAAAAACCCGCUACAAUAUAUUAAGUACGCUAAUCUAGUGUUACACCACCUCAGAAAUUACAUAACAAUCCCAAUUAUAUGAGUUGUUAGAAAUUGAGAAUGUAAUAUAACAUUAUUGAUAUCAAAGGAGCAUAAUAGAUCAACUAUCACCUAUAAAGGAUUUAACAGUCAAUCAAAGUUAAAGGAGUUCAUUCUAUUAAGUAAGAGGAAAAUCUGGAUCUACUGCUACCUUAAUGCCAAAUAAAACCCAACCUAAUAAAUUAUUAGAUUCUACUAGUUUUAAUACAACCUUGAAUUAUACACAAGAAAGUAAUUUUGAUAAAAAAGGUAACACAAUACCAAAAGGAAUGAAAAUAAAUAAUUUUGAAAUUUUAAAGGAUUAAUUAAGAUUUGCUAUUUGUUAGUUAGAAGAUCUUAAGAAAUCAUUUGAUAAAGUUAUUUAAAGUCAAUUUGAUCAAGUCAUUUAAGUAAUAAAAUCAUCUGCUUAAUUGUCUAUUUCAUUAGUUGAUGAAAAUACUCAGGUUAAACAUAAAUUAAAUUCAUUACAAAGCAAUUCUGAAUAUGAUAAGUUGAAAUUAAUAAUGGAAUAAUUGCAAUAAAAAAUAACUGUAUUAGUUAAUGAUAAUUCAAAAUUGAAUCAUUAAAUUAAUUAUUAACGAGAAGAGAAUAAAUAACUAAUAUAACAAAUAUCAGAAUCAGACAGAAGAUAUUAAGAUUUGUUGAUGUCUUCAUAAAAUAGAUUAAAUAAAGAGAACAUGAAUCCAAAUAUUAACCAUAAUAUACAUAUCAACACUUAUCCAAAUUCAUCAAAUACAAAAAAUAAUUAUACUUAAAGAGAACUUAGUUAUAAAUUAGAAUAAUCAGAAAUUAAAUUAUUGACACUUUAAAUAAGCAAUGACAAUCUCAGAUAAUAAUUAUAACAUACUUAGUUAGAUCAUUAAACAUUUUAAUAAUUGAAGGAAACUAUAGCUUCUUUGGAAAUAAAAUCAGAAAGCUUCUUGAAUUAGAAAGAUUCACUUCAAUAAGAGAAUGACCUUCUAAAUCAAAAAAUAUAAAGUCUUGAGAAACAAUUACAAGACUAAUCUCAAAAGGCUGAAUAUAUAAUAUAUAUUAACUAAUUAGAAACAGAUAUAAAAUAAAUUAGGUAAGAGAAAAAUCAAAAUUAUUAGACCAUUAAUUCUCUCAAUAACACUGUAUCUUAAUUAAAGGAAUAAAUUAGUAUAUUAUCAAUACAAAAAGAUUAAUCAGAAGUAUAUUCUUAUUUAAUAAUUAGAAUACUUAUCUUUAAUAGGUUUAAUCAUAAUAAAAUGAAUUAUCACAAACAAAUUCAAGAUACUAAUUAUUAUGGCAGGAGAUAUCUGAAAUGAGAGAUAGGUUAGAAUAAAGACAAAUUUAAGAAGAUAGUCAUAAUAUGUUAUCAAAUGCAGAAAAGGCAUUAUUUGAAACUUAAAUUUAGAAUUUAAAUGAUAAAAUAAAAGACUAUGAAUAAAUGUUAUUACAUUAUGAAUCAAAAUCAAGGUAAUCUAUUUAAAAUAUUUAGAUAAUUAGAAUCAUAGAUGAGCUAAAAUUAAUUAGAAAUGGACAAUUAUAAAAGACAAUUAGAACAUAUUAAUAAUUAUAAUAAUAAUUCUUUAGAAAUAUAGGAGUUGCAAUGGAAAAUGAAUCAAUUAAGUAUUAUUUUUAUUUUUUAAAAUAGAUUAAAUUAUUCAAAGAAAGGAGAAGGAUUAUUAAGUAAAAAUAGAUGAAUUAUAGAAUAUUAAAUAAGCAUUAGAUUAAUAAGUAAAAAAGAACUAGAACUUAGAAUUAAGAAUUUUACAUUUUAUGGAAUAAGAAGUUAAGACAAACGCCAAUUUGAGAAGAAAAUAAUGA
Molecule: messenger RNA, 1888 nt
Organism: Paramecium pentaurelia
Lineage: Eukaryota; Ciliophora; Oligohymenophorea; Peniculida; Parameciidae
Source: the annotation of a GenBank genome assembly